AGCUGGGAAUGGACAAAGAGAGCACCUGCUCUCUGCUGCUUUUCUGAUGAAGCUUCUUCAUUCCAGUGAGACUCUGCAAACAGUACUCGUGCUGACCAGCAGCCUUUGGCCUGACCGGUAGGGUGCAACUGGAGUAGCUGUUUGGGGUGUAGCAGAGUUCCAGUGGCCACCUCACAGAGGAUGUUACCGAAUGGAGAAGAGUUGAAACUCCAUGUAGAGAAUGGACAAUCAGGGGGCAACAAACGGGAGGUCUUGGGGCAGGAACUCACAAGCCAAGGUCAUAGGUCAAAGCCAGACCAGCCAGCGGAGCAGGAGGACUCAGGGAAAUUCUGCACAGGGAGGUAUCAUCCUGUUAAAUUAGGCGACGUAUUCAAUAGAAGAUACCAAGUGAUUGGAAAUCUGGGGUCGGGCAGCUUCUCUACAGUGUGGACGUGCUGGGAUGUGCGAGAGAAGAGAUUUGUGGCCACCAAGUUGGUGAGAAGUGGAGAGGGUUUCACAGAGGCGGCACAGGAUGAAAUUCAGUUCCUCAGAUGUGUGAGAGGUCGAAGGUCCAGCGAUGUGGAGAAGGAGAGAGUUAUUCAGUUAUUGGAUAACUUUUCCUUGGUCGGUGGCAAUGAUCUUCAUAUCCUUUCAAUCUAUAUGUGUCUGGUAUUUGAGCUUCUUGGUGACAAUCUUCACCAGUGGAUUCUCAGGUCAAAGCGUCAGGGACUGCCCAUAGCGUGCGUCAAGAAGAUUAUCCAACAGGUUCUUCAGGGUCUCAACUAUCUACAUACCAAAUGUAGGAUUAUUCACACUGACAUCAAGCCAGAGAACAUCCUCCUGUGUAUUGAUCAACAGCACCUCCAUCAGUUAGCAGUUGCACAACAGAGAGAUGGUCACAGCCCUUUGGGAGCCUCAGACUUGGUCCGAGCACAUGCACCAGGGCUCAACCUCUUAGAAGCUAAAAGCGCUGAGAAAAUACAGGUGAAAAUUGGGGACCUGGGCAAUGGCUGCUGGACGUACAAGCACAUUACAGACUUGAUCCAGACCAGACAGUACCGAGCUGUGGAGGCCAUCCUCGGGGCUGGCUAUGGGCCACCGGCUGAUGUCUGGAGCACGGCGUGUAUGGCGUUUGAGCUGGCGACUGGAGAGUACCUGUUUGACCCACGAGCUGGGAAGACCUUCUCCCGGGAAGAGGAUCACAUCGCACAUAUCAUCGAGCUUCUCGGCGGAAUCCCUGUACCGUUUGCUCUGUCUGGGAAGUUCUCCAAAGACUUUUUCAAUGUGAAAGGUGAGCUCCGCCACAUUGUCACGCUGAGGCCCUGGGGCCUGGACCACGUCCUGCUGGAGAAAUACGCCUUUCCUCUGACAGAGGCCGCUGUCUUUUCAGAUUUUCUUCAUCAAAUGCUCCAGUUCAUCCCACAGAGAAGGGCAACUGCUGCCGAGUGUCUCCAGCACCUUUGGCUGGAUGUUUAGGGCUCGGGCCAUCCAGAUGUGCCUACAACGCAGUCCAACUUCAACCCAGGGGUCUGAGAGGUUUGGAUGAAGAAGACCCUUUGGCUCAUCUCAGGCCAUCUUUCCAGAAUACCCAUCCUGCAGUCUUCCUAUGACAACAUGUCUUCACAUUCAGUCAUUCUGCCACGUUCUCGAGAGCUCCGUCCUGGAGUCUCUCCGACUCGUUCUCUCCGUCCCCUCGUUCAAGACCUUACUAUGUAUUGUGUUAUAUUAAAUGAAUCCAAGUUUCCUAACCUCAAUCACCCUUCCGAGUAACCUGUUCCAGCUGUUGUUGCCACAUGUCUGGAGAUUUUGCCCAACAUCUUGCCGGCUCCACUGGCUUCCCAUCCCCCCUUGUCCUCACUUUCAAAUCCCUCCAUGGUCUUGCUCCAUCCUACUUCUAUGACCUCCUCGAACCCUACCCACCUGGUCACUCUUUUUGUCCAGUGGGCACCGA
Molecule: messenger RNA, 1930 nt
Organism: Callorhinchus milii (elephant shark)
Lineage: Eukaryota; Metazoa; Chordata; Chondrichthyes; Chimaeriformes; Callorhinchidae
Product: SRSF protein kinase 3
Exons: 12
Coding region: 181-1455 (424 amino acids)
Biological process (GO): regulation of mRNA processing; spliceosomal complex assembly; protein phosphorylation
Molecular function (GO): protein kinase activity; ATP binding
Source: RefSeq, a predicted model, not a curated record